AUCAUGGAAGACACCCAGGUUAUUAACUGGGAAGUUGAAGAAGAGGAGGAGGUUGAAGAGAGACCCAGUGAAUCUUUGAGGUGUAGCUUGCAGCCCCUUGGGCAACUGCAUAUCUUCAGUAGUUCCUAUGGACCAGAAAAAGAUUUCCCACUAUACCUCGGGAAGAAUGUGGUAGGCCGAAUGCCUGAUUGCUCUGUGGCCCUGCCCUAUUCAUCUAUCUCCAAACAACAUGCCGUGAUUGAAAUCUUGGCCUGGGACAAGGCGCCUGUCCUCUGGGAUUGUGGGAGCCUCAAUGGUACUCAAAUCCUGAGGCCUCCUAAGGUCCUGGGCCCUGGGGUGAGUCAUCGUUUGAGGGACCGGGAGUUGAUUCUCUUUGCUGACUUGCCCUGCCAGUACCAUCGCUUGGAUGUCCCCCUGCCCUUUGUCUCCCGGGGCCCUCUAACUGUAGAGGAGACACCCAGGGUACAGAGAGGAACUCAACCCCACAGGCUUCUGUUGGCUGAGGACUCAGAGGAAGAAGUAGAUUCUCUUUCUGAAAAGUGUGUGGUGAAAGGACCAAGGACCUCCUUUUUGGCAACAGUAGUUCCAGAGAGUGAUGAAGAGGGACCUUCCUCUGCCGUUGAUGGCCCUGGGCCACCUUUUGCCUUCAACUUGAACAGUGACACAGUUGAGGAAGAAAGUCAGCAACCAGGAGCAGGGGAGGGCUCCUCAGCCGCCAGAAGAGUCACCGCUGCAGAGACAGAACAGCCUAAACCUGUCACAACUGAAAUCCAGCUUGAAAAGGAUCAGUGUUCAGUGAAGGAAAAGAACAAUGACACGAAAGUUGAGAGGAAUGCGAGGAGUGGGGUGGUUCCAGUUGGAGUGAUUCUGGAGAGGAGCCAGCCUGCUGGGGAGGACAGUGACACAGACGUGGAUGAUGAGAGCGGGCCUCUGAGAAGGCUCACUGGGGUCCAUCUGGAAAGGGCCCAGCCUUGUGGCUUCAUAGACAGUGAUACUGAUGUGGAAGAAGAGGGGAUCCCUGCAACCCCAGCUGUAGUUCCUGUGAGGAAGAGGCACAUCUUCCAUGAAGUUGGUACAGAGAGUCCUCGGGCACCUGGCGUGGCACAUCGGCAGGAGAGCCCGGCUGGUAGUGAUACAGAUAUAGAGGAGGGGGAGGCCCCCCUGACCGUCCCUCUGGACAGAAGUCGAGCCUCCAUCAUGAUCGAUAGCAAUACAGAUGAUAAGGAAGAAGUCUCAGCAGCGCUCACGCUGGCACAUCUAAGCGAGAGCCAGGUCAUUGUGCGGAACAGAGAUCCAGAUGCAGAAGAGGAUAGGGCCCAACCGGUGGCCCUUCUGGAGCGAAGCCAAGCCUCUGCUGGGAGAGACAGUGACACAGACAUGAAGGAAAAGGGGCUCCCAGUGGAGAAGACAGGAACUGUUCCCAGGGGUCACACUGGCAAGGCAUAUUCAGAAAAGAGUCAACCUCCUUUCAGGGACAGUGAUAAAGAGGUGACAGAAGAGAAGAGCUCACCGGGAUUCCACCUGGAGAGAAGCCAAGCCUCUGCCACAGUGCAUGUCAACACACAAGUGGUGGAGGAAGUCCCACCAGGGCCAGCUGUUAUACUUCUGGAGAAGCAUCAAGUACCUGUAGCAUGGACACAUCAAACAGAUGUGGAAGCUGAAGGAGGCCCAGCAAAGCUGCCUGUGGUGUAUCUAGAAGAAGCUCGGCCUCCUCUAGCUGGGGACUGUGACCCAGAUGCAGAGCAGAACACAUCCUUAGCAGCCUCAGCAGUGGCAGAUGUAAGAAAGAGCCAGCUUCAGGCAGAAGAUACUGGGACAGAGUGGGCUGCAGCCGUUCUUGAACGGGGCAGAGCUUUUAUGGCCGGGGCCCAGGGUGGGUCACCCGUGGCCCAAGUGGAGCAGGACCUUCUCCCUGUCUCAGUGAAUAACAUAGCAGAUCUGGUGGUGGACACAGGCACUCCAGGGGAACCCACCCAGCUACAGAGAGGGGGGGCCCAGACCCCCACAGAAAGGGAGAGAGAACCACAUGUGGAUAGGACCAUGGACUCUGGAGACAACCACGAUGAUUCUGAAGAUCUGGACCUACAAGCUACUCAGUGCUUUGUGGAGAGAGAGAAUCAGAGCCUGGAAGUCCCCAGCAUGGAGGAUGAACCCACUCAGGCCUUCCUGUUUCCUCUGCCCCAAGAGCCUGGCCCUUCCCAUUGCAGCUUCCAGGCCACAGGUUCCCUGGAUGAGCCAUGGGAGGUCUUGGCUACACAGCCAUUCUGUCCGAGAGAGUCUGAAGCCUCUGAGACCCAGCCCAUUGCCACCCACAUUGAAGCCCAUGGAUCUUGCCCCUCUCCACCUACGGCAGCACCACAAGAGCAACAUCCCGAGAGUCCAGUUCAUGCAGAGCCACUGGGGAUUCAAGGCAGAGGGAUGCAGACUGUGGAGGAAGACAUGGGUACACCAAGAGGAACAGCAGGGAGGGUGACCCCUGAGAGAGGGCCAUUGGAGAGGGAAACUGAGAAACUGCCCUCAGAAGGAGAAAGGGAAGAUGUGAUGGGAGAGGAAGAAUCAACCAGGGGGAUACAGGACAGAGAACAAAAACAUGUGUUAGCUAGAGAUACUGAGAAACAAGAGUCUGACAAAAAAGUAAAAAGUGCAAGUACUGAAAGGGAUAUGGAGAGUUUGAAGGUAGAAAUUGAGACACCCGAGGAAAUGCAAGAGAAAGAGAGAGAAAAGCAGACUCUUACAACAGAAAUAUUUGACAGAGAAGCAGAGAAACCAGUAGCAGAGAGACAGUGUGAGGCAGGUGGGUUAGAAGGGAAGGUACCCAAAGUGAUGAUGGACAGAGGCCCACAGACAGGGGAGACAGAGGCGGGGGGCCAGGACCAGAAAGGCCAGGCCUCCGGUUCAACACCAGAGCCUGGGGCGGGGGUGGGAGACCUUCAGGGACUUGCUUCAGACCCCAUAGCUUCUGGGAGCCAGUCAGGUGGAGGAAGGGGCACCCCAGUGAGCCCCAGGAGGCAGCAGAGAGGCUACUUGAAUUGCAAGAUGCCACCUGCUGAGAAGGCUUCCAGGGUGAGAGCUGCUUUCUGUACCCACCUCCCCAGUCCACAGGGUGAUCAGGAAUCCCCAGAUGCUUGUCGGCCUCCUGCAGUGCAGGAGGCUUCAGCGCCUCUCCAAAACCUCCUCAUCUCUCAGAGCCAAAAACAUCCUGCCCCUCAGCCCCUCCUUUCACCCUCUCCACCUCCUUUAGAACCGCCCAUUCCCAGGACCAGACAAAAUGAGAGUCAGGAAGCUCUGGAGACUCCCUUUUCCUCAGAGCUGGACUCUCUCCACCCAAAACCCAACGUCAAGCCCCAAGGGUCCUCUCCAGUUUCUUCUGUACCCCUUGAGCCCCACCCUACUGCCUCCACAGACCAGCCUGUCACCCCCAAACCCACAUCUCGGGCCACUCGGGGCAGGACACAGAGGGCUUCUGUCAAGACUCCCGAACCAGUUAUCUCGACAGCCCCUGCGCCCCAGCCUUCCACUUCCACAGACCAGCCUGUCACCCCCAAACCCACAUCUCGGGGCAGGACACAGAGGGCUUCUGUCAAGACUCCCGAACCAGUUAUCUCCACAGCCCCUGCGCCCCAGCCUUCCACUUCCACAGACCAGCCUGUCACCCCCAAACCCACAUCUCGGGCCACUCGGGGCAGGACACAGAGGGCUUCUGUCAAGACUCCCGAACCAGUUAUCUCGACAGCCCCUGCGCCCCAGCCUUCCACUUCCACAGACCAGCCUGUCACCCCCAAACCCACAUCUCGGGCCACUCGGGGCAGGACACAGAGGGCUUCUGUCAAGACUCCCGAACCAGUUAUCUCGACAGCCCCUGCACCCCAGCCUUCCACUUCCACAGACCAGCCUGUCACCCCCAAACCCACAUCUCGGGCCACUCGGGGCAGGACACAGAGGGCUACUGUCAAGACUCCCGAACCAGUUAUCUCGACAGCCCCUGCGCCCCAGCCUUCCACUUCCACAGACCAGCCUGUCACCCCCAAACCCACAUCUCGGGCCACUCGGGGCAGGACACAGAGGGCUUCUGUCAAGACUCCCGAACCAGUUAUCUCCACAGCCCCUGCGCCCCAGCCUUCCACUUCCACAGACCAGCCUGUCACCCCCAAACCCACAUCUCGGGCCACUCAGGGCAGGACACUUAGGUCUUCUGCUAAGAGCCCUGAACCAGUUGUCCCCAUAACUCCUGAGCCCCAGCCUUCCACCUCUAAAGACCAGUCUCUCACCCCUGAGCCCACACCUCAGGCCACUCGGGGCAGGACACAUAGGUCCUCUGUCAAGACAUCCCAGCCAACUGAACCCACAGCUCCUGACCUUGAACCUUCGUCCCCCACAGACCAGCCUGUCACCCCCAAAGUCAUAGCUCAGGGUGGUCAGAGCAGGACACUAAGGUCUUCUACAGUAAGUGCCAUGCUGGUUCCUACCACCCCUGAAUUCCACUCUCCAGUCCCCACAGGACAGCCUAUUCCCCCUGAAGCCAAUUGCAGCAGGAGGCCAAGGGCCACAAGGAAUCAUGGGUCUCUCACAGCUCACGUUCAGGAACCCUACUCUGCACCUUCUGAACCUAACUCCUGGUCCUCAAAGAACCAGAGACGAGGGGCAGUGAGAGCAGCCAAGUCCCUUAGCACCAUUCCUGAGCCGGCCUUUGCCCAGCUUCCCGAGGCAUCCACUCAUGCAACCCAGAUCCCAAAGGAGGAGGCAGCAGAUAGAUCUGGCUUCACCCCAGAGCCCCAGCCUGAGGCCUCUCAAAAUCGCAAGAGGUCUUUAGGUACUGCGGACUCACCUCCACUUCAAAAACGGCUCCAAAGAGGAGAAGUUCCCCAGAAGACAGCAUUCCUUAAGGAAGAAGAAGAAAAUCCUGCAGCGAAGCUGAGGAAGAAAGAGGAUGUAGUGAUUCCAGGACCAGGCAAGAGAAAGAGAGAGCAGACAGACGGGGAGCCCCGGGAAAUACCAAGCCGCAGCCUGCGACGGACCAAACCUAUCCAAGAGUCUACGGCCCCCAAAGUGCUAUUCACAGGCGUGGUGGAUGCUCAUGGAGAGCAGGCAGUGCUGGCCCUGGGGGGCAGUCUGGCCAGCUCAGUGGCUGAGGCUUCCCACCUGGUGACGGAUAGGAUCCGCCGGACAGUCAAGUUCCUGUGUGCCCUGGGGCGGGGCAUCCCCAUCCUCUCCCUGGACUGGCUGCACCAGUCCCGCAAGGCAGGUUGCUUCUUGCCCCCGGCUGAAUAUGUGGUGACUGAUCCUGAGCAGGAGAAGAACUUUGGCUUCAGCCUUCAGGAGGCCCUGAGCCGGGCUCGGGAGCGAAGGCUGCUGGAGGGCUAUGAGAUUCACGUGACCCCAGGAGUCCAGCCACCACCACCUCAGAUGGGAGAGAUCAUCAGCUGCUGUGGAGGCACCGUCCUACCCAGCAUGCCCCGGUCCUAUAAGCCUCAGAGAGUUGUGAUCACAUGUUCCCAGGACUUCCCUCGAUGUGCCAUUCCAUUUCGGGUUGGGCUGCCCAUCCUCUCACCUGAGUUCCUGCUCACAGGAGUACUGAAGCAGGAAGCCAAGCCAGAGGCCUUUGUCCUCUCCACUUUGGAAAUGUCAUCCACCUGAAAACCCCACCCCAGUAUGUUUUUCCUCCCAGACCAAUAUAUAAAGUGUUAGAAAUAUCUGGAGGAAAGAACUUAGGACUUUAGACAGGAUUGGGGUGUACUGAUCUGAUUUGUCUUGGAACAUGGGUGGGGCCAAAAAGGCUUGUUGGUAAACAAAGACAGGGAGAUUGGGAGCCACAGAUUUUCUUAAAUGGCCAUUUAAAGUUGGCCAAUCCCAUGCUCAGAUAUCUUAAGUUGCUGCUUAUAUUUAGCUGGACUGAUGUGCUUAUUGCUCUACGGCACACACAGUGUCCUGCUUCCUGUUUGGAAACCAUUUGUUUCUCUUCUUUUCUUACUGGGAUUCUUACUCAUCCUGAAAAAGAUAGUGGAAACAAUUUUAGUGUCCAGAAGUUGAAAGAAUGCUUGGAGUGAGUAAAUUUGAGGGUGGAGUUAAUGGAAUGCUACUAAAAUAUUUUCCUCUCUCCUUGCCCAGUCUCGUUAGAAGCAUCCUUUAGCUUUGACGUUGAGCAAAUCUCUGCCCUUUUUUUUUUCUGGCUUGCUUUUCCAGUAUUUAUAAAAUUACCUUAGGCUUAACCUCUGUGAUAAAUAAAUAUUCACUAUGUGCCUUAUGGUGUA
Messenger RNA from Kogia breviceps (pygmy sperm whale), 6248 nucleotides. The record is from RefSeq and is a predicted model, not a curated record. Lineage: Eukaryota; Metazoa; Chordata; Mammalia; Artiodactyla; Physeteridae.